UUACCGCGAAAUAAAAUAAGUCGGGAAGUAACCCAAUUGACAGAUGUCUUACUACACAAACAAUUCAUUAUACCCUGGUAUUUCUCUUGCAAAUGGAUUUGCAAAUAGAAUUGAAGAGAAGCCAAAGAGUAAAAUAAUUUUCCUCGAUGUCACGCCAGUUCCGUCGCCAUACAUCAAGCCAGCUUCUACAAAUUCUAUAGUGCCAAUAAAAGACAACUUAAUAGCUCCCGAAAUCUACAAAGAUAUCGUUUACGAGAAUAUCAAACCAGUUUUCACGCUAUUACGUCUCAUGGGAGUUCUUCCCCUGACUAGAUCUCCUGGCUUGAAUCAAUUUUACAUCGCGUCACCUUCAAUGCUAUAUUCCAUAGGUUGUUACACCUGUUUGAUCGGAUAUGUUUUGUACUUAUCUCUGAAUAAAGUGCAGAUUCUACGCACCGCUGAAGGGAAAUUCGAAGAGGCGGUUAUCGAAUAUCUAUUUACAGUGUACCUUUUUCCAAUGUUGGUUAUCCCGAUCUUUUGGUAUGAAACACGUAAAAUUGCCGAUAUACUCAACGGAUGGGUUGAAUUUGAGAAGGCCUACAGAUCUUUAUCAGGGCGCAUAUUAUCUAUCAAAUUGUACAGGAAAGCCCUCGCCAUAGCUUUGAUAAUCCCAAUACUAUCAGCCACGUCAGUUAUAAUAACACACAUCACGAUGCUUCACUUCAAGUUGAUGCAAAUGUUGCCGUAUAUCUUCUUGGAAAUUCUGACUUAUGUUCUUGGAGGCUACUGGUAUCUUCUAUGCGAGACUUUGAGCGUAUGUGCUAACGUAUUGGCUGAAGACUUCCAACAGGCAUUACGUCACAUUGGGCCGGCAGGAAUAGUAGCUGAAUACAGAGCACUUUGGCUCCGUCUGAGCAAACUAGCUCGUAACACAGGAAUAGCCAACUGUUACUCCUUCACAUUUGUCAAUCUCUACCUUUUCCUGAUUAUCACUCUGUCUGUUUACGGGCUCUUGAGCCAAAUUUCGGAAGGGUUUGGAACGAAGGAUAUAGGGUUGGCUUUGACAGCGUUCUGCAGUACGUUCUUGCUGUUCUUCAUUUGUGAUGAAGCUCAUUACGCGUCUCAGAAUGUAAGAACAAAUUUUCAAAAGAAAUUACUAAUGGUUGAAUUAUCAUGGAUGAACACAGACGCACAAACGGAAGUAAAUAUGUUUCUGAGAGCCACAGAAAUGAAUCCAUCACAAAUCAGUCUAGGGGGAUUCUUCGAUGUCAACAGACAUCUUUUUAAAUCGCUCCUGGCGACAAUGGUUACUUAUCUCGUGGUUUUACUUCAAUUCCAAAUCAGUAUUCCUGAUGAAAGUCAACACAUACCUGAUAGUGCGGAGACAUUCAACAACACAAUAAGUGCAGAAGAUACAACGAAGGUCACGACAACGAUAACGACUACAUUACUCGCAACUUUAGCUAAGAAGAAAAGGAAACAAUAGAUUUAAUGCGAAAUAAUAAUUGAAUUAUCUUGUCAUAACUGUAAGAUAUAGGCCUAUCGCAGACUUUGAGACUUUUUUUAGACUUCGCAGAAGUUUAGAGACUAUCCGUGACGAACUUUUUAAUCUGUGAUAAUAGAGCCUAAAGAAUUAUAAGGAGUAACUAACGCAUACGCGCAAAAAGUCUGACACACAAAAUAUCCUCGUAGAUCUGACAUACCGCGCCUCACCGCGACUUACCACGCCGUACAAAAAGUUCGAUAUCUAAACAAUCGAUUUGAUUUCCAAGUUUGCAUUUAUAAUAAUGUAAAUAAAUAUAAAUCCAUUUUAUGAAACACAUGGAACAUACCGUAAUAAAUGAUCUCUUAUCGAUAAUAUUAG
Molecule: messenger RNA, 1843 nt
Organism: Leptidea sinapis
Lineage: Eukaryota; Metazoa; Arthropoda; Insecta; Lepidoptera; Pieridae
Gene: Gr63a
Product: gustatory and odorant receptor 24
Exons: 5
Coding region: 44-1465 (473 amino acids)
Biological process (GO): sensory perception of taste
Cellular component (GO): axon; dendrite; neuronal cell body
Molecular function (GO): sweet taste receptor activity
Source: RefSeq, a predicted model, not a curated record